UUUCAGGUUUGGUGCUGAGCUGUGGAAAAGGGUGACAGUAAUCACUGAAGAGAAAUAAUGGCCGUCCAUGAGCCAAAAGACAAGUGAGUAGCAGCCUCUUUAUGUGUUGAAUGUGUAUGGCGACAUCUUCAAAUUUUGACAAUGCACCCACAGAUAUAGUAUCAAGUUUCUGUGACACUUUGGCUAGUCCUUCUUGAUAUGGAUAUUGGCAAAUUAUAUUGGAACGUGGUGCUUGCUUAUGCUAAAAAAAUCUACAGGCUUUGUGACUUCUUGGACCCAAAUGGUAGUCCCGCAAAAAUUACUGGAAUUUGCUUAAUUGAAUCCCACAUGUUGUCUCAUAACAGUCAAGUAAUUACCAUUCUACCUUAUCAUUUCUGUGGGCCUACAUACUAUGGUAUUUAUUGUCAAAUUACAAAUAAAGUCUGUAAGCCUAGUUUCCUCUCCUCUGUCAUCCAACAGAAACAAUGGCGUGUGGCUGAUCUUUUUCAUGCUGGGCUUAGGAACUCUCCUGCCAUGGAACUUCUUUAUGACAGCCACCAUGGUAGAGCACACAAUAUUUUCAUAUCAUCUACUUUAAGAGUGUGAAUAAUUAAAGAAUACAUUUCAGAGAUACAAUGCCAGAGCAUUUAGUGAAAUGUCUGCAUUCAUUUCAAAAUAUGUCUCAAGUCUUACUUUUCAGAUAUUCUUAAUAGCCAAUGAUAAUUAAUAUAAAUACUGAUAACCCCUAAUUUAUUCAUUAUAAUAAUUAAUGAUGGAUUGGAUUUAAAUUCAAUAGCAUUUUUCCAAUUUUCUCAAAGUGCUUUACAUUAUAGUAUAUUUUAUACAUUAUUGUAUUUCAUCCACUGACAAUGGAUAGCACCCAUCUGGGUGAUGCAUGGCAGCCAUGUUGUGCCAGAACUAUCACCACACAUCAACAAUUAACUCAAAUUAAGUGACUGUCCUCUGUCUCUACAGUAUUUUACCAGCCGUCUCAGCGACCCCUCCCAAAUGGGCACCGACCUGUCAGGCAAUGGGACCGGGGGAGAAGGGGACAACCGUAGCCUUUUGGAGGCCAAGUUCAAUAACGUAAUGACGCUUUGUGCCAUGGUGCCUUUACUGGUCUUCACCUGUCUCAACUCAGUCCUGCAUCAAAGGUUUGCCCACCACCCCACCCACAUCUUUCCUAAUGCAUUAAAGCUCUACUCCAAAAGUUAUAAAUACAGUAAUGUACACACACAAGGGUAAAAACAUAAUGGUUUGAGAAAAAUAGUGUUUUUUAGACAACUGGGAACUUCUGAAGAUUAGGGCAUUCAAGGAGUUGGUCUGAUGGUAUAAUGUGAUGUCAUUGGCCACCCCUCCUGCUUGAGGAACAAUAGAGGAGCAAUGGAGAACAAAAGAGGAAAGGCCCACUCUCACACUUGUGUCAUGUCAUGUCAUACCUGGACCACCUAUUGAGAUGCGCCUUUUAUUAAAGGCCCAAUGCAGUUGUGUUUAUCUCAAUAUCAAAUCAUUUCUGGGUAACAAUUAAGUACAUUAGUGUGAUUGUUUUCAAUUAAAAUGGUCAAAAAUAAACAAAAAUAACAAAAUCUUAGCAAAAAUGCAAUUUCUCAAGCAAGAUUUUUGCUAGGACAGUCUGGGAGUGGUCUGAUAGAGGGGCCUAAUUGGAGGAGCCCAAUGGGAGGGAUGUGGAACCUAAAAACUAGCUUGUAUUGGCAGAGAAGAGGGAAAACUCACUUUGUUAUUGGUCUAUUAACUCACACAGAGUGUACAGAACAUUAGGAAUACCUGCUCUUUCAUUGACAUAGACUGACCAGGUGAAUCCAGGUGAAAGCUAUGAUCCCUUAUGAGUGUCGAUGAAUGGGAAAAUACAGGUUAAAGAAGGAUUUUUAAGCCUUGAGAAAAUGUAGUCAUGGAUUGUGUAUGUGUGCCAUUCAGAGGGUGAAUGGGCAAGACAAAAUAUUUAAGUGCCUUUGAACGGGCUAUGGUAGUAGCUGCCAGGCGCACCAGUUUGAGUGUGUCAAGAACUGCAACUCUGCUGGGUUUUUCAUGCUCAACAGUUUCCUGUGUGUAUCAAGAAUGGUCCACUACCCAAAGGACAUCCAGCCAACUUGACACAACUGUGGGAAGCAUUGGAGUCAACAUGGGUCAGCAUCCCUGUAGAACGCUUUCGACACCUUGUAGAGCCCAUGCCCCAACGAAUUGAGGCUAUUCUGAGUGCAAAAGGGGGUGCAACUCAAGAUUAGGAAGGUGUUCCUAAUGUUUUGUACAGUCAGUGUAUACUGCUUGGUGAUGUGAAUUUCAUGUAGUCUGUUCAAACAACUCUUACACUAAAAGUGCAUUAUUAUAAUGUUCACGAUUUCACAGUAUUAUUCCAACCUCAUAGUGUGGAAAUAUAUACAUUUUGGACUGCACUGCCGCUUUAAGUAAAUCAGGCGUUAGAGGUGAAAAUGAGAGUGGAGCAGAGAGGAAGAGGCAAAGCGAAAGGUUAUAUGCCGCGUUCACAUUCUAGUCGGAACUAGGCCCAUGAAGUGAGAAAUGUUUGUAUGGAGGUCAAUGAGAGUGCCGAAUUUAAAUAAAUAAAAUUGCUACGUGAGGCUUAUUUGAACGAACAAAAGUUUCGUAAUGGCUAGGUUGUUACGAAAACACUGUUAUAAGUGGUCGCAUGGGCAACUUGGAAAAAAAUUACUUUAUUUCAGAGGUGUGCCUGUUGUCAUAGAGAUAGAUAGAGGACUCAUCAUGGCUAUAACCAGUUUUAGUAUGAACAUUGCCAUUGUGGGCUUCCACCAUUUUAAAGUAGUCAACUGGGUGGGGAUUCCUAUGAGAUGGGAGCAAUCAGCCAAUGAAGAAGAAAGUGUACUACUUUAAAAUGGAGAUAGUCUCAAUGGCGUUGCCAAUGCUUUCACAGACACUAUAAUGGAUAUAUAUAUGUAAUCACUAACUGUAAGUCGCUCUGGAUAAGAGCGUCUGCUAAAUGACUUAAAUGUAAAUGUAAAUGUAAUGGCACAGAUACAAAUAUGAGUCCUCUAUCUAUCUCUAUGGCCUGUUGUUCGCACGCAUAUCUGCCCUCUCAUUGGCUAGAAUGGUCCCACCUGAUCUCGCCUCCUCCCGCCUGCCUUCCAUCUUUGAGAACAUGUAUUUCCAUUGUUAGAGUGGUCACUUGAAUAUCUUGCCAAUAUAAUAGACAAUCUUUGACUGGAGUAGGACUUUAAUCUAUUGCUGGACAAGCUAAUAUGAUAAUGUGUGCCUGUAUUGAGCAGGCAUGUUUAGAAUCCCUUUGGGGUUCAACUUAGACGGUUGUACCCUUUGUACACUAUUGUGCCGACCCAAUCUGCACUGUGCUAGCUCAGAUAUUUUCUUUUCACAUUUUCCUUUCCAGCAUGGUUCCAGCAACUACAGUGGAUCCAUAGCCAGGCCAGCACAUUUCAGCUUGGCCCAGCUCGGUUCAGUAGUGUAAAAAGUAUACUAUGCAGGAUAACCACUUGUAAUCAGCAUAAGAUUGACCUCAGAUAUUUCACUCCAACUCUGUAACUCCCAGGAUUCCUCAGAAGUUUCGGAUCAUGGGCAGCCUGGCAGUGAUUUUGGUGGUGUUUCUUCUGACGGCCAUCUUGGUAAAAAUAGAGAUGGCACCCCUCCCCUUCUUCACGUUGACCAUGAUCAAGAUUGUCAUCAUAAACUGUGAGUUUUUCCGGCCUUUCUAGGGUCCCUUUUUUGCCCCCUUCCUCCCUCUUUUUAACGUGUCAAAUCUUUUCCCCUUCAAUCAUCUGAGUUGUCCUGAAAGUAGAACUAGGUCUCAGCACCCUCAAUGUCGUAAGUCUUUAUUUUACAUUUUGGUAAUUAGCAGAUGCUCUUAUCCAGGGCGACUUACAGUCAGUGCAUUCAACUAAGGUAGAGAGAACAACCACAUAUUACAGUCAUUACAAAUAAUACAAUUUGUCAAUAAAGCAUCUAUCAGCAAAAUCAGUGCUAGUAAGAAAAUACAAGUGUGAGUGUUAGUGCAAGAAUGACACAUACAACAGUAAGGUAUUUGUUUUGGGGGGGCAUUCACAACUAGCAGGAUAACUAUAACUGAGUUGAGUUUUAUUUCAUUAUAUAUGGCAGCUAGAAGCUGAAUUGCGUAUACAGGAAAUUCAGGAAAAAUAAAUCAGGCUAAUCAAGAAAGUAAAGAGGUCUGAAGAGAUCAUGGACCAGAGAGUUGUUUUGAUGUUUGAGAGAAGGAAACAUCGAUGCUCUGAGUGGAGGGAGCAUCUCGAUCACAGCUGGUCAGAGUCAAAAGACAGGCAGGUCAGUAGCCUCAGCUGCGCACCUGGUCAUACUCCUUCGUAGACAAUUAACUGUCUAGUCUUGCACUACCACUUGGGUAGUGCCACUGCUGCUACUAGGGCACUUACAGAUGUCGGAUCUUAAUUUGACCCCCUUCGUCGCAGGAUGAAAAAUAGUCCUGCAGCAGGAGGAUUUGAAUGAAGAGUGAAUAUUUCAAAUCGCCACCAGGGGGCAGCUGGAAGCGGUGUUUGUAGGAUAUACAAUAAUUUUGGUCCACCGGGCUUCAGUUCAAGUAACAUAUCUAGGCUAUGUGCAGGCUACAGUGCAUCUCUUGUAAAUUCUCAUGGAUUAUAAUAAAUUGACAUAUUUGUAGGGGGUAGAUGUAUCAUUUUUUUAAUCAAUUGUUUUAUUAUACUGUAUGUUCAAGGCAAUCAAUAGGCGGAAUAAAUUAGUGGUUGCCUAAGUGGCUGUGUGGUCCAGUGGUUACAGCCGUUGACCCUGGCACUCAUAUGCCAGAGUUUGCAUGAGUUUGAAUCUGCCCCACUGCCCUUUGAGUUUUUAGAGGAAAUAGUACUUUUCUAGUUACUCUCUGUGGGCUAUACUUGUACUCUUACUCAAGUAAUUUCUGAAGGAAGUAACUUACUUUUUACUCCAUUAUAUUUUACCAAAUCACUUCAGUUACAUAGAUAUAUUAUAUUAUUAUAUCGUUGCUGUCAGAUGAAAACCUCGUAACUCCAAAUGUGUUGUUUUUCAUUUUUUUACAUGAAUCGAUACUAUUGGUUCCCGUUUACGUCUGUAUGAACGUUUCACGACCCCUUGACCAAUGAAAUGUAUUCAAAAUAGCUUGUCAUCAAAACUCGUAAGUCCAUUUGCUCUCAAAGUUGUCCGUCAAACCCUGGAUCUCCACCAUGACUCUUGAAGGGAAGUGCACGUCUUUACUCCUGAGGAUAUUUUUUUGGUGGGUUCUUACCAAGUCGCUAUCAGAGGUAAGUUGCACUAUAAUUACCUUUUUCCUUUGUAAUAUUAUAUAUUUCUGGAGUAAAAUAAGUAUUUCUCAGAUAUAAUUCUGCUAUUGAAAUUGUGUUUUGAGGGCGAGUGCAAAUCAAAUGGCUAGUUCGCCUGGAAACCCGACGUUGAAUUGCAUUGAAUUCUACGUUGGGCAGAAAUGAUCAUUUGAAUCAGGAAAGUUUCCUCUCACGACCUCUACAAGCCAAAAUGAAUUAAAAUUAUAUUUUAAUGUACUUUACCGGUUGUCAGUGCAGUUGGUCCUUUUGGCGGUAGGAAUGUUAGAUAAUAUAUCCACAGGAAAGUAUAAUUACAUAAAUCUUUCAAAACGCUGGUAAUGUGUUCAGAUUUCUAUCACCUGAAACAUGCGCAGAACCAUGUAAACACAUACACAUGCUUCGUACAGUGGGGAAAAAAAUGUAUUUAGUCAGCCACCAAUUGUGCAAGUUCUCCCACUUAAAAAGAUGAGAGAGGCCUGUCAUUUUCAUCAUAGGUACACGUCAACUAUGACAGACAAAUUGAGAAAAUGUUUUCCAGAAAAUCACAUUGUAGGAUUUUUAAUGAAUUUAUUUGCAAAUGAUGGUGGAAAAUAAGUAUUUGGUCACCUACAAACAAGCAAGAUUUCUGGCUCUCACAGACCUGUAACUUCUUCUUUAAGAGGCUCCUCUGUCCUCCACUCGUUACCUGUAUUAAUGGCACCUGUUUGAACUUGUUAUCAGUAUAAAAGACACCUGUCCACAACCUCAAACAGUCACACUCCAAACUCCACUAUGGCCAAGACCAAAGAGCUGUCAAAGGACACCAGAAACAAAAUUGUAGACCUGCACCAGGCUGGGAAGACUGAAUCUGCAAUAGGUAAGCAGCUUGGUUUGAAGAAAUCAACUGUGGGAGCAAUUAUUAGGAAAUGGAAGACAUACAAGACCACUGAUAAUCUCCCUCGAUCUGGGGCUCCACGCAAGAUCUCACCCCGUGGGGUCAAAAUGAUCACAAGAACGGUGAGCAAAAAUCCCAGAACCACACAGGGGGACCUAGUGAAUGACCUGCAGAGAGCUGGGACCAAAGUAACAAAGCCUACCAUCAGUAACACACUACGCCGCCAGGGACUCAAAUCCUGCAGUGCGAGACGUGUCCCCCUGCUUAAGCCAGUACAUGUCCAGGCCCGUCUGAAGUUUGCUAGAGUGCAUUUGGAUGAUCCAGAAGAGGAUUGGGAGAAUGUCAUAUGGUCAGAUGAAACCAAAAUAUAACUUUUUGGUAAAAACUCAACUCGUCGUGUUUGGAGGAGAAAGAAUGCUGAGUUGCAUCCAAAGAACACCAUACCUACUGUGAAGCAUGGGGGUGGAAACAUCAUGCUUUGGAGCUGUUUUUCUGCAAAGGGACCAGGACGACUGAUCCGUGUAAAGGAAAGAAUGAAUGGGGAAAUGUAUCGUGAGAUUUUGAGUGAAAACCUCCUUCCAUCAGCAAGGGCAUUGAAGAUGAAACGUGGCUGGGUCUUUCAGCAUGACAAUGAUCCCAAACACACCGCCCGGGAAACGAAGGAGUGGCUUCGUAAGAAGCAUUUCAAGGUCCUGGAGUGGCCUAGCCAGUCUCCAGAUCUCAACCCCAUAGAAAAUCUUUGGAGGGAGUUGAAAGUCUGUGUUGCCCAGCGACAGCCCCAAAACAUCACUGCUCUAGAGGAGAUCUGCAUGGAGGAAUGGGCCAAAAUACCAGCAACAGUGUGUGAAAACCUUGUGAAGACUUACAGAAAACGUUUGACCUGUGUCAUUGCCAACAAAGAGUAUAUAACAAAGUAUUGAGAAACUUUUGUUAUUGACCAAAUACUUAUUUUCCACCAUUAUUUGCAAAUAAAUUCAUUAAAAAUCCUACAAUGUGAUUUUCUGGAUUUUUUUUUCUCAUUUUGUCUGUCAUAGUUGACGUGUACCUAUGAUGAAAAUUACAGGCCUCUCUCAUCUUUUUAAGUGGGAGAACUUGCACAAUUGGUGGCUGACUAAAUACUUUUUUUCCCCACUGUAAGUAUGCAUGCGUCUCGUGCAUGUAUUUUUUAUCUUGUGUGCAUGCUUCAGGUGAUAGAAAUCAGAACGCAUUCCUACCGCCAAAAGGACCAACCUCACGGACAACCGGUAAUGUAUGUUAAAAUAUAAUUUUAUUCAACAUUCUGGCUUGUAGAGGUUCUGAGAGGAUUCAAAUGCUAAUUGCUGCCUGACAUAGAAAUCAAUGCAAUUCAACAUCGGGUUUCCAGGCAAAUGGUUAAUUAGCGUUAGCUAACCCAGAAUCUGACAACGUUUAAUCUCCUGUUUUUAGCUCCCCAUAUUAUCUCUGCUUGUUGGCUAACUAUCCACCUUGUCAUUGACAUAAAGAGUGAACAGAUUAAUCAGAUGUGUGUGGCAAUAACUAACUAGCUAUCACAUUAGGUUGCCACUAGAUACCCUGGCUAAGCUAGCUAGCUAGCUGCAGUGUCAACCAUGUAGCUAACUUACAUUAGCUAGAUUAACCGGUCAGUCCAGCGCAGCAUUCUCCCACUCCAUUUCUCACUCGUGUGUGUGUGUGUGUGUGUGUGCAUGUGUGCGCGUGUGUCUAAAUGUCAUUCUGUUUUUAUGACAAGCCCUAUAAGCACAUCUGUCAGUGUAUCAACUCAGUAAGCUGUUUGUGCCAUAUACUACACUGAACAAAAAUAUAAACGCAACAUGCAACAAUUUCAAAGAUUUUAAUGAGUUACAGUUCAUAGAAGGAAAUCAGCCAAUUGAAAUGAAAACAUUAUGCCCUAAUCUAUGGAUUUCACAUGACUGGGCAGGGGCACAGACAUGGAUGGACCUGAGAGGGCAUAGGCCCACCCACUUGGGAGCAAGGCCCAGCCAAUUAUAAUGAGUUUUUCCCCACAAAAGGGCUUUAUUAUUAUAGACACACCCCUCCCCUCCUCAGACGAUCCCGCUGGUGUAGAAACUGGAUGUGGAGGUCCUGGGCUGGUGUGGUUACACGUGGUCUGUGUUUGUGAGGCCAGUUGGACGUACUGCCAAAUUCUCUAAAACGAUGGCUUAUGGUAGAAAAUGAACAUUAAAUUAUCUGACAACAGCUUUGUUGGGAAUUCCUGCAGUCAGUAUGCCAGUUGCACGCUCCCUCAAAACUUGAGACAUCUGUGACAUUGUUGUGUGACAAAUAGUGGCCUUUUAUUGUCCCCAGCACAAGAUGCACCUGUGUAUUGAUCAUGCUGUUUAAUCAGCUUCUUGAUAUGCUACACCUGUCAGCUGGAUGGAUUAUCUUGGCAAAGGAGAAAUGCUCACUAACAGGGAUGUAAACACAUUUGUGCAAAACAUUUGAGAGAAAUAACCUUUUUGUGAUUAUGGUAAAUUUCUGGGAUCUUUUAUUUCAGCUCAUAAAACAAUGUACAUGUUGCAUUUAUAUUUUUGUUCAAUAUAGAAAUACAAAUAUGUGUGUGUGUGUGUGUCUUUUUAUUUACAGCUUGUUGUGGCAUCACCGAGAGGGAAGAGAAUGGGCCAUCCAAGAAAAGAAAAUACCCUUCAAAGUGGAAAGGAGUGGUUCGUAAGAGGAGGAUGUAGGGUAAACAUUCUACCUUGGCAAGAAAAAAAUGAUUGAGUUGACUGGCAAUUAGUAUCUGCACUGUUUGAUCAUUUAUUACUUAUAUGAUUCUUUCCUUAUUACCUACCUUGAUGUUUAAUUCCAUGCUGAAAUGUGUCUGAUUUGCAUACUAGUAACAUGAUCGAUAGUGACAUGUCGAUAUUGAUUGUUGUUUGACUGUUGUACCACUUACCUGAUCCUCCUUGAUAUUUCAUUCUGAGUGAAAAAAAAUGUAACAUCACACUUGGUGUAAAUCUUUUUAGUAGGCAUUCACCAUCACAUGUAGACUACUUGAAAUUGUGUUGUGAAAUACAUUUUCAUCAAUGCUAUUGAAAUGUUUAAAUUAUUCCAAUGUCUUGAGUACCAUUUACAGUGAGGGAAAAAAGUAUCUGAUUUUGUACGUUUGCCCACUGACGAAGAAAUGAUCAGUCUAUAAUUUUAAUGGUAGGUUUAUUUGAACAGUGAGAGACAGAAUAACAACAAAAAAAUCCAGAAAAACGGAUGUCAAAAAUGUUAUGAAUUGAUUUGCAUUUUAAUGAGGGAAAUAAGUAUUUAACCCCCUCUCAAUCAGAAAGAUUUCUGGCUCCCAGGUGUCUUUUAUACAGGUAACGAGCUGAGAUUAGGAGCACACUCUUAAAGGGAGUGCUCCUAAUCUCAGUUUGUUACCUGUAUAAAAGACACCUGUCCACAGAAGCAAUCAAUCAGAUUCCAAACUCUCCACCAUGGCCAAGACCAAAGAGCUCUCCAAGGAUGUCAGGGACAAGAUUGUAGACCUACACAAGGCUGAAAUGGGCUACAAGACCAUCGGCAAGCAGCUUGGUGAGAAGGAGACAACAGUUGGUGCGAUUAUUUGCAAAUGGAAGAAACACAAAAGACCUGUCAAUCUACCUCGGCCUGGGGCUCCAUGCAAGAUCUCACCUUGUGGAGUUGCAAUGCUCAAGAAAGCACAUAUACAGGCCCGUCUGAAGUUUGCCAAUGAACAUCUGAAUGAUUCAGAGGAGAACUGGGUGAAAGUGUUGUGGUCAGAUGAGACCAAAAUUGAGCUCUUUGGCAUCAACUCAACUCGCCGUGUUUGGAGGAGGAGGAAUGCUGCCUAUGACCCCAAGAACACCAUCCCCACCGUCAAACAUGGAGGUGGAAACAUUAAGCUUUGGGGGUGUUUUUCUGCUAAGGGGACAGGAUAACUUCACCGCAUCAAAGGGACGAUGGACCGUCAAAUCUUGGGUGAGAACCUCCUUCCCUCAGCCAGGGCAUUGAAAAUGGGUCAUGGAUGGGUAUCCCAGCAUGACAAUGACCCAAAACACAUGGCCAAGGCAACAAAGGAGUGGCUCAAGAAGAAGCACAUUAAGGUCCUGGAGUGGCCUAGCCAGUCUCCAGACCUUAAUCCCAUAGAAAAUCUCUGGAGGGAGCUGAAGGUUCGAGUUGCCAAACGUCAGCCUCAAAACCUUAAUGACUUGGAGAAGAUCUGCAAAGAGGAGUGUGACAAAAUCCCUCCUGAGAUGUGUGCAAACCUGGUGGCCAACUACAAGAAACGUCUGACCUCUGUGAUUGCCAACAAGGGUUUUGCCACCAAGUACUAAGUCAUGUUUUGCAGAGGGGUCAAAUACUUAUUUCCCUCAUUAAAAUGCAAAUCAAUUUAUAACAUUUUUGACAAGCGUUUUUCUGGAUUUUUGUUGUUGUUAUUCUGUCUCUCACUGUUCAAAUAAACCUACCAUUAAAGUUAUAGACUGAUCAUGUCUUUGUCAGUGGGCAAACGUACAAAAUCAGCAGGGGAUCAAAUACUUUUCACCCUCACUGUACCUUUUUCUGAAAUUGAGCACAUUAAUAGAUAUUAAGCUAACUUUGAAUAAGACCGUAAUUGAAACUGUACAGCCUACGAACUUAGUUUGAUGUGAGUCUUUAUUGGAGACUACUUAGGGUGUAUUCAUUACGGAAACCGUUUACUGUUUAAUUAAGAACCAAACGGAAGCAAACAGGGACCUACCUGAAUUUGUCCAAUAGAAACUGUAGUUAGCAUUUUCCGUUUGGAGUAAACGGUUUCUGUUGCAAUAUGUUUUGCAACAGAAUCUGCGUACUGAUUACACCUCUGUGCUGGAGUACAUCUGCAAGAUGGUGCUGGCAGGCUUAAAUAAUAAAUGAAUGUCAAAUCAAUUGCACUAAGUAGUUUUCCUUUUUGUUUUCUGUCACAGUUUAGCAAAACAUAAAAAAAUUACCUAACUAAAUUUGUAACUAGUAGGUUACUUAAGUAGUUUUCUGACCGGAUACUUUGUUACUCUCACUUGAGUAGUUUCUUAUUAGGGCUACUUUUACUUUUACUUGAGUAAAUUACAAUCUAAGUAACAGUAAUUUUACUUAAGUACAGAUUUUCAGUACUCUACCCACCUCUGCAAAUUAUACAUAGCCUAACUAUAAAAGCUGGGCGAGCAUACACACUGGAGGAAAGUUUAUUGUUAUACAGUAGGCCUACAUCUGUCAAUCAACUGAUGGCCCAAAUCAGUUCAUCAACUUUAGCCAGGGAAACACAAACAGUAGCCUAUUAACAAGGGGCCUAUUGCCACCAUUGAUGGCACUAGAUUAUCGCAUGUUGAUGUUUCGUUAAACCAUCAAUAUGCUCUAAAUUCAUCCACACAGCUGAUCUCAAUUGCAACCAUUAUUGGUCACAUCACAUCAAGAUGAUGUUGGUGUUACCUUAGUCAGAGAUCUGUAUAUAAUGAUGAGAUGCUCAUGUCUCUGCCCUAACAAUGGGAGUCGUUUUCCCAAAGGCAGGAAGGCAGGCGACAAAUGUAGGUCUGCAUAUGAAGGCCAUAGAAACGCAUUGGGCUUAUUCUGGACAGAUUUUGGCAAGAGUGAGCCCUCUUACUUUGCCUCUUCCUCUCUGCCUUAGUUCUGCUUGCAACCAAAGUAUUUCAAGAUACAGAAUGUUCACCCUGUGGUUGGUAUUGUCAUCGAAACAACUUAGUCCUUUUUGAACCAACUAAGGGCGAUUUAUCUAUUUGACAAACAUUCCGUACAAUAGAAAUAAAAGUAUUUCCUUGUUUACCACGGCAAAUCUACUUUGGCAAUUUACCCGACACUUUGUAUGAAUGGAAACUAAUGUUGGUGUAGCCUACUCUUAUUAUUUUAUUUGUUUCCUAUUUAUGUUAUCCAAAAGUGUCUGGGUGAAAUAUCCCUGGACUGUCCAUAUUUGAAAUGUGUAACUAAAUCAAGUCAAUUGGGGGGAUUGAGUUAUUUUUGCCAGAAGGGAGUAAGCCAGAAUCGAACCCACACUGACAUGGUAGGCCUAUAUCUGCGCCCUGAAGGCAAUGGCCCUAACCACUAGACCAUCCCAGGCCACGAUUGAACUGAAUUUUGACAAGUCACUCGUAACCUUAGGAUACACUUCACACGUGUACGUCAUAGCCUAGUGAAGACCAAUAUCUAUUUUGUGUUAUUAAGCUAUAUUUAAUGACGGUGGUUGAUAUGUAUGGAUGCAUUUCAGAAACACUGUUGCAUUAGUAGGGCCUAGAGAUAUGAUUUUGAUAGCAGGCCUGAUCCCAAUGACUCAACUGCCCCCGCAUGGAUAGAAAGAGAACUGCACAUUUUCAAGGAAUCACAAGGCUCAUUUGAAUUUCCUGAUGUAGCAGGACAUUUCUCCCUGACAAAAGAGUGAUCAAGUUAAGAUCCACAAUCUGUAGGCUCACCACACAUUUGAUAAAAGGUAAUAGCGGUAACAUUGUUUACAAUUCAUUUCUAUUGAGCACAACAUAAUCCAAAACACAACCAAAGCAAAUGCAUCCAACAAGUUUGUAGAGUCACAAGUCUGAUGUAGUCAUUGUGUGCUAAGAAUAUAGGACCAAAUACAAAAAUGUUGACUAAUUUAAUACACUAUAAUUGAAUUUGUUCAAAUACUUAUGACAAAUAAUUUCAUUUCUAAAUGGUAAAACAGAUAUGUAUGAGAAUACCCUCAAAUAAAAGGCAUUCUGUUCUGUCACCUCAUGAAACACCUCCAAAUACUAGAGUAUACAGUAGAGCCAAAUUAAAAGAUUUAGCUUCAUUGUCCAAAUAAAUAUGUAGGGGAGUGUACGAGCGAUAAUUGGGGCAUAUUGGAAUCACUGUCUGAGUAGUUAUUCAUUUGUCAAGCGAUAAUUCCUUGUUGUUGUAUGACUGGACUGUUUUUUUUACAACCUCUUCAGCCUUUGGCGCUAUCCUGCAGGGCAGUCUGUUUGGCAUGGCAGGCCUAAUGCCUGCCAAAUACACCACGCCCAUCAUGAGUGGGCAAGGCCUGGCGGGCACUUUCGCUGCCUUCUCCAUGAUCUGUGCUAUCGCAAGUAAGUCUGAGAGAUGAUACACCUUUUUUAAGAGGGGGCAACCGUGGCAUUUCAAAAUCAACUCUCUCUCACUCUCUCUCUCUCUCUCCUUCACCAGGUGGCUCAGAGAUAAAUGAUGCUGCUUUUGGAUACUUCAUCACAGCCUGUGCAGUGAUCUUAUUGGCCAUAAUAUCCUAUGUGGUCCUCCCUAAACUGGUAAUAACUGAACUCUGGAUUUAAUAUGUUAUUACAUACAUUUGGCUGAAAAUGUGCUUAGGAGAGUCUACUCAAUGAUAAUAAGUAAUGCAAGUAAUACUUUCGGGCAAUUUUACCGUAAUAGAAUUACGGUGAAAUCUCCCUCAGUUUUAUUCUUUGUAUUUGCACAGUGUUUCCUGUAAAUUCUCUUCGGAAAUUGUUAAAAGUAGUCCUUGUGCAUAGAGUUUUAUGGUUUGUUAAACUUUGAAAUCAAUGUAUUUUCUUUGGUAUACAUUUUAAAGUGAAACAUCUGAGUCUCAGCGUAACUCCGUUACCCUGGUUACCCUUCCACAACGUUUCAUUCACUACUUAUUCAUUUCCCAGUGUUGUUAAAGAAAACAAGAUAUGUAAUACCUCCAUUUGAGCCAUUCCAGUUGAUCUCUUCCGUUUAACGACCAUCCCCAGUGUGAAAUAAUUGGUCAUUCUGAACCUUACUUUAGGAGUUCUACCAAUAUUAUAAGAGCCAAAGUGGAAACAGGGUUAGUGAUGAGGAGAACAAGCUGGAUCUUCUCAAGAAAGGUAAAAUGACAGCAAUUUCUGUUUCUUAUAUUUGUGAAAAUAUUAAAUGUAGAAAUAAGAGAAUUGUCCUUUUUAUUUUAUUGUAUAGAAAAGUAA
Coregonus sp. 'balchen' is the source of this 13970-nucleotide messenger RNA. The record is from the annotation of a GenBank genome assembly. NCBI's taxonomy places the organism in Eukaryota, Metazoa, Chordata, Actinopteri, Salmoniformes, Salmonidae.